AUGCCUUACAAAAAUAAAAAUAGUGCCCGAGCGCAGGAUCUGCCUCUAAGUCCUAAAUACUACCAGAGGCUUAAUCCAGAUGCCCUACUGGCCACGGUAAGUGAGUAUCUGGCGUUGGCACCUCAUCAACCUGAUUGCAGGCUAGCAGCCUCAACUGACCUACCUAAUCCUUCUGCUGCUAUGCCAGGUGCUGGGCAGCGCUCUGAUUGUCUCGAAGUGGCACUGCAUCGUUGCUUAGACGUCGUAAGCGAGUUUAUCACGGUGUCACAUGUUGCACCAGGUCUUCUGCCAGGACUUUACACUCUUGCUCGCCUAUACUAUCUGGUAGGCGAAGCAACCAGCGCUCUUGAUGCAUGCAAGGCCUGUCUUGAGCUGGAUGCAAAUUUUAUAGAGGCCCAUCUCCUAAUGGCAGAGGUAGGAAUAUUUAAAUGCCAAACGACUUUUGGUAAAGUUAAAAUGAGAUAUGUAAUCAAAUAA
Messenger RNA from Protopolystoma xenopodis, 477 nucleotides. The record is from the annotation of a GenBank genome assembly. Lineage: Eukaryota; Metazoa; Platyhelminthes; Monogenea; Polystomatidea; Polystomatidae.